Messenger RNA from Asparagus officinalis (garden asparagus), 1658 nucleotides. Its product is annotated as probable indole-3-pyruvate monooxygenase YUCCA9. Bases 414 to 1658 code for a protein of 414 amino acids. The record is from RefSeq and is a predicted model, not a curated record. Gene Ontology annotation, molecular function: NADP binding; flavin adenine dinucleotide binding; N,N-dimethylaniline monooxygenase activity. The transcript has 3 exons. Lineage: Eukaryota; Viridiplantae; Streptophyta; Magnoliopsida; Asparagales; Asparagaceae.
UUGCAGAACCCCUAGGGCCUCGCAAAAGAAACAAGGAAAUACAGGAGAUAAUACACUGAUGAAGAAGAAGAGAUUUGAGAAAAUAAAAGAUACUAUACACGUUCUUCAAGCCUCCCAAUAAAUGUGUCCGAAGCAUCUGCCUAAAAAUAUAGUAAUGCAUUCAAACCACUGAAAAUUAAACAAAGGAGAAGAUGGCCAGGCUUAUCAUUUGAGAAUCUGUCAACCUUCCCUCCAGUCAUCACCAUUACAUGCGACUCUCAUUGACAUCCCCCCUAUUUAAACAGACUACAUCUUUCCCUUCCUUACAAAGAAAACUUCAUUCCCUCCUGGCUCUCUACCUUCCUCUUUCAUUAUCAACUCCUUUCUCCAAUCCCUAUUAGCAACCAACAAACAAACUGAUCAGUUGAUCAAUCAUGGGUGACAAUCAUAACUUCCCAUCUGGGAGGUGUAUGUGGGUGAAUGGCCCAAUCAUUGUCGGUGCAGGUCCUUCUGGCCUCGCUGUUGCGGCCUCACUAAAGGAGAGCGGUGUCCCAUAUGUUAUCUUCGAACGCUCUGACUGCAUUGCCUCCUUAUGGCAAAAGCAGACCUACAAUCGCCUUAAGCUCCAUCUCCCCAAAAAGUUCUGCCAACUUCCAGGACUUCCUUUUCCUGAUUCCUACCCAGAGUACCCUUGCAAAAACCAAUUCAUCGAUUACUUGGAAUCCUAUGCAAAGCAUUUUGACAUAUGUCCAAGAUUCAAUCAAUCUGUCCAGUCCGCUAGGUAUGAAAAUACAAGCGGUCUAUGGCGUGUAAGGACCGUUGGCCUGCAAAAUGAAGAAAUAGAGUAUAUUGGCAAAUGGUUAGUUGUGGCUACAGGAGAGAAUGCAGAUAGAGUGAUCCCCGAAUUUGAAGGAUUGAGGGAGUUUGGCAGUGACAUUAUUCAUGCUUGUGAUUACAAGUCUGGUGAAUCUUAUCGGGGGAAGAAGGUCUUGGUUGUUGGAUGUGGGAAUUCUGGCAUGGAGGUCUGCCUCGACCUUAGCAACUAUGAGUCUUUCCCUUCCAUGGUUGUUCGAGACUCCGUCCAUGUGUUGCCAAGAGAGGUCUAUGGGAAAUCGACAUUCGAAAUGUCAGUUUUCCUAAUGAAAUGGCUACCGCUGUGGCUGGUUGACAAGAUAAUGCUUGCACUGUCUUGGUUGGUCCUUGGUAAUGUCGAGAAUUAUGGGCUGAAAAGACCAGCAGUCGGUCCUUUGCAGCUCAAGAGCACACAGGGGAGAACCCCUGUUUUGGACAUCGGGGCUCUAGACAAGAUAAAAUCUGGUGAAAUUGAGGUGGUUCCUGGUGUCAAGAGGUUUUUACCUGGAAGAGUUGAGUUUCUUGAUGGCCACGUUCUUGACUUUGACGCGGUUGUCAUGGCCACAGGAUAUCGGAGCAAUGUUCCCUACUGGCUUCAGGGGACUGAUUUCUUUUCCAAAAAUGGGCUACCAAUGGCACAAUUCCCAAAUUCAUGGAAAGGUAAGACUGGACUUUACGCCGUUGGAUUCACUAAGAGAGGGUUGGCUGGUGCAUCUUCUGAUGCUGUGAAGGUAGCAAAAGAUCUUAGCGAGGUAUGGAGAGAGGAAACAAAGCAAGCCAGUAAGCUUGUUGCAUGCCACAGGAGAUGCAUCUCGCAAAUAUACUGA